AGUGGUGCAAGUUGAGAUAAUUCAGUUAACAUGAGCGGGAGGGAAGACGGAAAUGCAGUUCCGUCUUUAAGUGCCGGGAGCGUUAGCGGUAGCGGAGUGACGGGCGUGACAGGCGUGACGCGGCGAGGCCGUUGCAAAUGGUUCAAUGUUUCUAAGGGCUGGGGGUUCAUCACCCCUGAUGAUGGCGGUCAGGAUGUCUUCGUUCAUCAGAGUGUCAUCCAGAUGCCUGGCUUUAGAUCGUUGGGAGACGAAGAACUUGUGGAGUUUGAAUGCAAGGAGUCAGAUAAGGGACUGGAAGCAACGCGUGUCUCUGGGCCAUCCGCUGUCGAUUGCCAAGGUUCACAUCGGCGUCCGCUGUCGAAAAAACGAUUCAGAAAGAUACGUUGCUACAACUGUGGCGAAUUCGCAAAUCACAUAGCCGCCAAGUGCAGCAUGGGCCCACAACCAAAGAGAUGCCAUAAUUGCAAGAGCGAGGAUCACCUCAUUGCUGACUGUCCUGUAAAGGUGGAGAAAAGGAAGGAUGACUCGCAAUCGAAGAAUUCAAGCAGCUCCCAGGAAAGCCCGCAGGGUAGCCCUCAGCAGCCGUAACAUUACAAUAUAAUACGUCGUUCAUGUUUGAUUUAAAUUUUUAAAUUUUAUUCAAUUUCUUACUUUCUGGUGGCAUUUAAUAUUUUAUAAAUAAUUUAGGACGAACAGCGGAACAGAUGACGAAAAUCGACGUGAAUAGCGUUCGUAUACUUAAUUUUAAUAACUA
Molecule: messenger RNA, 754 nt
Organism: Vanessa atalanta (red admiral)
Lineage: Eukaryota; Metazoa; Arthropoda; Insecta; Lepidoptera; Nymphalidae
Gene: lin-28
Product: protein lin-28 homolog
Exons: 5
Coding region: 31-588 (185 amino acids)
Molecular function (GO): zinc ion binding; nucleic acid binding
Source: RefSeq, a predicted model, not a curated record